This is a messenger RNA of Adineta ricciae, 333 nucleotides long. NCBI's taxonomy places the organism in Eukaryota, Metazoa, Rotifera, Eurotatoria, Adinetida, Adinetidae. The record is from the annotation of a GenBank genome assembly.
AUGAAUUAUUCAUCUACCCUUAAUUCAUCAUCAACACAAAUAGAUCCAGCCCUUAGUGAUCUUCGUAAAGCUAUUGUUGGUAAUCUCAUAAAAAAUCCUAAAACGUUCAGAGGAGGGAAAGAUGACGUUAAAAAGUGGUUAGAAGAUAUUGAACAUCUUUUAGAAAUCGCACAUAUUCCUUCUAACACUCGACUUGAUUUGAUAUCAUAUUCGUUACGUGGCGAUGCACUCGAGUGGUACAAAACCAAUCGAUUAUCGUUCACUACUUGGGAAAUUUUCGUUUCCAGCUUAAAAAAGCUUUCACUUCAAAUUUUCAUGAAGAAAUCGCAUUAA